Messenger RNA from Leopardus geoffroyi (Geoffroy's cat), 2392 nucleotides. RefSeq names its product mucin 12, cell surface associated (gene MUC12). NCBI's taxonomy places the organism in Eukaryota, Metazoa, Chordata, Mammalia, Carnivora, Felidae. The coding region runs from base 53 to 1192 and encodes 379 amino acids. The record is from RefSeq and is a predicted model, not a curated record. The transcript is spliced from 10 exons.
GCUUAAGAUGGUGGCAGUGGUUCUCAUCCUCCUCUUUCAGUACAAUGCCUAAAUGAUGGGACCUGGAAUGGGAGAUAGUAUUUUUUGUCCCUUGGGCUUCCAUGGUGACCGCUGUGAAUUCUACCCCUUCACAGGCCAGUGCCAGAAUGGGACCAUCUGGAACGGAAAAGAGUGUGUCUGUGCCCAAGGCUUCUUCGGUUACCAAUGCAAGUCCCUUGUGGACUCCUUCUUCCUAGAAAUCCCAGAAAUAAUCAAUGCCACUUUAGGUGUGACAGUGAAAGUGACUAACAAGAAUUUCACAAAAGAUCUGAAUAACAUAUCCUCCCCAGACUACUGGAAUUUCACUCAACUAUUCAAGAGUCAGAUGGAUAAAGCUUACAUGGGCAAAGACUUUCCCCAGUACAGAGGCGUGAUCAUUAGGAGACUGUUCAAUGGCAGUGUUGUGGUGGAACAUGACGUCAUCAUGGAGGCAAACUACACUUCAGAGUUUGAGGAACUAUUUGCAAACCUCUCUAAACUCAUAAAGGUCAAGAUUAUGAAUGAGACCAAAAGGCUAUCUGGUGAUUCUGAAGAGUGCAGAGCCUCCUCACAUCUGUGCUUCAGUGAGGAAGCCACCAUCGUGAGCGAGAACGUGAUGCUGGGGUUUGACUUGAAGGAGCAAUGCACUCAGAAGGCUGCGAAGGACUAUGCCCAGUUCUACUUUGUGGAUGAGCUGGAUGGGAAGCUGGCCUGUGUGACCAAAUGCACCUCGGGGACGAAGUUGCAACUGAACUGUAAUGAGGGAGAAUGCCAGCUGCAACGCAGUGGCCCCCGCUGCCUAUGCCCAACCUCGGACACACACUGGUACUGGGGAGAGACGUGUGCAUUGAGCACCAGCAAGAGCCUGGUGUACGGGAGUGUGGGGGCCGUGGGAGCACUGCUGGUGGCCAUGGUGGUGAUCCUGACCGUCUUCCUUGGCCGAUCCCAGAGAAAACUGCACAGGCAAGAAUACAAUUUGUGGCAAGGAGAAGAUCUUCCUGGCGGCUUCCAGAACACAGGCAUCUGGGAAGGUACUUCUCACCAGAGGCAAGGGUGGGGGCAAAGCUGGUGGGUGGAGAUAGGCCGAGAAGGCAUCACAGCCAGACACGAUGUGGCUGUGGGGGCUGCGUGGGUCCUGCCAGCUGGUUUUACAGGUGCUGUGCCCCUGGGCUAGGCCAGUUUCUCUACAGCCUCCUGACCCCUGAGCCCCCACGUGGUCCUUGCCGACCCUCGUCUUUUCUCUGCUCCUCCCAUGCCCACCCUUUCCCUCCCCCAUGCCUUUGCAAGUACUGCACCUCUGUCUGGAAGUUUCCCCUUGCUGGGGCUCUGCAAGUCCCAAUCCCACUCUGUCUCCCACUCUGGUUCAAACACUUCCUCUCCAUGGAGCAUCCCGUGUGUUCGGGCUCUUCUGAUUCCCAGUUGCCAUGGAAAGCCACCAUGUCCCGCAAGCCACCAUGUCCCAUGGUGCAGGGAGAUGAAGAAUCUCUAGCCACCACCAUCCCUGCCCCUGGGCAAGUCCUGCCUUCCCAGUUCCUCCAGACAAACAAUGGGGAGGGGCUACAGGUGGUGGAGAGCAGCCGGAUCCUGCCCCCAGAGACCACCCCCUGUGAGAGUCUCAGAUGUACUCACAGUUGGUGGGAGGACAGGGCCAUGCCGAGGGCUCCAUGGGCACAGAAAUCUGCCCGGUCCGGCCAGGGCAGGGCGGGAUCAGAAGACUGCAGAAGCACCCUCACCUGAGCCAGUCUGCAGGCUGGGCAGUGCUGUGGGCUGGUGCAUAAGCUGUGUGCUUCCUGCUUCCAGGAACACAGAUACCAGUGAGGUCGUGGAGAUCUCUGUGGGCCAUGAUGGAGGGACCCACUGGAGGGGCUUUAAGGGCAGGGAGCCAGACAUGCAUUUCGAGCAGCUCACUCAGGGUGAAUUGAGGGGGGCAGCCCUAAAGUGGGGAGACCAAGGGGAUGGCUCUGCUGUAAUGUAGGUGAAGGAUGAUGAGGCUGGGUGGGGACAGGGGGAUGGGAGGAGUGGAUAGCAGAAGUAAUUUAGAUGCCAGUGAGCUGGGCCAGGCUUGUUGCUCACAGGCUGGGGAAGGGAGAAGGCCUGGAUGGGGGGAGGGACACUGCCUGGUCGGGGCAGAGGCAGCAGGUGGGGGUGCACUGAUUACGGGGGCUGGUGAAUAGGGGUACAGAGGCAUCACCAGCUCUGGCUUAUCUGAAGCCUGGGGAGAAGUCUUGGCCAGUGGGUGGCUGGGAGGCGGCAGGAAGAAUACAGAUGAGAAUCUGAAGGAAGACAGAUUCGCCCUUGAAAACAUCUACAGCCAUUUCCAGCCCUCUCUGGAGAACGUUGACCCUACUACAGAGCUCAACAUCCAGAGGCCCAG